This is a messenger RNA of Durio zibethinus, 3026 nucleotides long. Its product is annotated as exocyst complex component EXO70A1-like. The record is from RefSeq and is a predicted model, not a curated record. Gene Ontology annotation, biological process: exocytosis. Gene Ontology annotation, cellular component: exocyst. Lineage: Eukaryota; Viridiplantae; Streptophyta; Magnoliopsida; Malvales; Malvaceae. Gene Ontology annotation, molecular function: phosphatidylinositol-4,5-bisphosphate binding.
UUCAAAAGAAAGAAAAGAAAGGAGAGGAAACAGGAAAAGUAGAAGAAGAAAGUCCAAUCAAAAUUCUAGGAAAGGCAGAAGGAGCAAGAAUCGUGGCAAGUUCGCCAGCAUGAGCCACCAAAGAUACAACCGGCGGCAAAUGUAGGAGAAAAAACAAACUUAUCUAGAAGAUAAAAUAAAUAAAGAAAUAAAUAUAGUUAGAGUGUCAAAAUAAAAAUUCCACAAAAGAGACCCAUUUUUCUCUCUCUCUCUCUCUGUGGAUUCAGACAAAAAUCCCAUCAGCUGCCAUACUAGACUACCCACUUUGCAUUUUAUUAUUAGUAACUCUUUCUCUGCCUUUUCCCUUCACUUUCUCUCCAACACCGCCUGCACUGGCUACGCCUCUGUAGCCACCACCGAAGCCUCUAGCUUUUCCUUUAUACUCUUACAAAAGAACCAAAAAGUUUUGCAAAUUCAUUAUUUUACUUUUCCUAAACCUUUUUCUUAGAAAAGGGGUUUUUGUUUCCUUUUUUGUUUUUUCGCAAAUUCUGUGGUGUUUUUUUUUUUAAAGUUCUUGAAAGUUAGUUAUGGAGCCGCCGGAGAAUAGUAAUAAGGAUGGUAAGGGCUACGAAUUGGCGGAGAAAAUCAUCCUACGGUGGGAUUCAACGGCAUCGGAGGAAGCAAGAGAGAGAAUGAUAUUCGAAUCGGAUCGUCAAGAAGCCGAUCUUUACCUCCAAGCCGUCGAUGAAAUCCAACGGUCCUUAUCCAACGCAUCAAUCUCAACCUCUUCCAACAACAACGCCGAUGAUCGGUCUAAAGUCAACACCACAAUCCAGAUCGCCAUGGCUCGUCUCGAAGAGGAGUUCCGCAACAUCCUCAUCACUCACACCUCAGCUUUUGAAACUGAUUCCCUCUUCGAUCCGGCGUCGUCUUCAUCAUCAACUCCUUCUCAUCACGAGCACGAAGAAGAUGACAGCUUAAGCAACGACAAUAGCAUUAACAACAUUCUCCUUCAGCUUCAUCACUGUGGAUCUUCUGAUAGUACGAGUUACCGAUCUACGAGCAGUAUCCGAGAAGUGGAUCUGAUGCCGGCCGAAGCGAUUUGCGAUUUACAAGCGAUUGCGAUGAGGAUGGUCUCGUCUGGGUACUUUCGCGAGUGUAUUCAAGUGUACGGGAGCGUCAGGAAAUCCACCGUUGACUCGAGUUUUAGGAAACUCGGAAUCGAGAAGCUGAGCAUCGGAGAUAUCCAAAGGCUUGAAUGGGAAGCUUUGGAGAGUAAAAUUCGGCGUUGGAUUCGAGCGGCGAGAGUUUGUGUCAGGAUUUUGUUUGCGAGCGAGAAGAAGCUUUGUGAGCAAAUCUUUAAGUGUGUCGGAACGGAUAUUGAUGACGCGUGUUUUAUGGAAACGGUUAAAGGGCCAGCAAUUCAGUUAUUUAACUUCGCGGAAGCCAUAAGUAUAAGUAAGAGAUCUCCUGAAAAGCUUUUUAAGAUGCUUGAUUUACAUGAUGCUUUGAUGGAAUUAUUACCUGAUAUUGAGGCGGUUUUCGAUUCUAAAUCAUCGGACUCGAUUCGAGUUCAGGCUACCGAGAUUUUGUCCAGGUUAGCCGAGGCUGUUCGAGGGAUUUUGUCUGAAUUCGAAAACGCAGUUUUAAGAGAGCCCUCUAGGGUGCCUGUCCCUGGUGGGACGAUCCAUCCUUUGACUAGGUAUGUCAUGAAUUAUAUCAGUUUGAUAUCUGAUUACAAACAGACUUUGAUUGAGCUUAUAAUGUCAAAACCGUCCACGGGUUCGAGGUAUUCGGGUGAUCCAUCUACCCCAGAUAUGGAAUUUGCUGAGUUAGAAGGGAAAACUCCUUUAGCUUUGCAUUUGAUUUGGAUUAUUGUGGUUUUGCAAUUCAAUUUGGAUGGGAAGUCUAAGCAUUAUACAGAUGCAUCUUUGGUACAUUUGUUUAUGAUGAAUAAUGUUCAUUAUAUCGUUCAGAAGGUUAAAGGGUCACCCGAGUUGAGGGAAAUGAUUGGGGAUGAUUAUUUGAGGAAGCUGACGGGGAAGUUUAGGCAGGCCGCCACGAAUUAUCAGAGAGCUGCCUGGGUGAGUGUUUUAUAUUGUUUGAGAGAUGAAGGGUUGCAUGUGAGUGGGGCUUUUUCUUCUGGGGUGUCGAAGAGUGCAUUGAGGGAAAGGUUUAAGACUUUCAAUGCUAUGUUUGAAGAGGUUCAUAGGACUCAAGCAACAUGGUUGGUACCUGAUGCUCAGCUCCGAGAGGAACUAAGGAUUUCUAUAUCCGAGACGUUGAUCCCAGCUUACAGGUCAUUUCUUGGGCGGUUUAGGAGCCAUAUAGAGAGUGGAAAGCACCCAGAGAACUACAUCAAGUAUUCAGUUGAAGACUUGGAAACUGCUGUGUUGGAUUUCUUUGAGGGAUACCCUGUGUCCCGGCACUUGAGGAGGAGAUCUCAGUGAAGGAGUGAUGUCAGCUGAGAUGAGUUUUGCCAUGGUAGAAACUAGGAGACAUUCUUUCAAUUUUUUUUGUGGGGUAUUUGGGCUAUAUGGUGCUGGUGAAUCUGGGCUGCCCUGAGCUCUCCAGUUUGUUUAAUACCGGCUGGUUGAAUUAUUUCCACGGUCGAGGAAGCAACAAGAUCAGGUGUUAGCUUUCCAAAAUAGCCAGGCCCUUGGAGCCUGAAUGCUUUCUGCUCUGUAAGCAUUAUGUUGGUUUUGUUACCACAUUCUAGAUUUUGUUCCAUUUGUUCAUAAGGUUAUUGUUGUAUUUGUAAUUUGUAAUUUUGUAUGUGUGUUUGCUUUUACUAUUAUUAAUAAUGUGAAGAAGCAUUUUUUUCCCCUUUUUCUACCCUCUUUUCUUUUAUAUCAGUAACCACAUUUUAGGUUUGCAUACCUGAUUGAUUGCAUGAUAAGAAUGAUGCAUUGAUGUUUAUAUUUUAGUUAAUUUUUCUUGGCGGUGACUUAUGUUCACUUACCUGUAUAAAUGGUGACAAAAUGCAUGAGGAAAUUAUAGUUUUGCUUGAAUUGAAAGGUGAUGCUGGAACCUGGAAGUUGGCUGGU